Chanos chanos (milkfish) is the source of this 1029-nucleotide messenger RNA. It is a transcript of the gene calhm1a, whose product is annotated as calcium homeostasis modulator 1a. Lineage: Eukaryota; Metazoa; Chordata; Actinopteri; Gonorynchiformes; Chanidae. The transcript has 2 exons. Bases 1 to 1029 code for a protein of 342 amino acids. The record is from RefSeq and is a predicted model, not a curated record. Gene Ontology annotation, cellular component: plasma membrane. Gene Ontology annotation, molecular function: monoatomic cation channel activity.
AUGGAUAAAUUUCGGAUGAUGUUUCAGUUCUUACAAGCAAACCAAGAAUCGUUUAUGAAUGGCAUCUGCGGAAUCAUGGCCUUAGCGAGCGCGCAACUUUACUCGUCAUUUGAAUUCAGUUGCCCAUGCUUACCUGAGUAUAACUAUGCCUAUGGAAUUGGAAUACUGAUCGUUCCAGCAGUAUGGUUCUUCUUGCUUGGAUUUGUGUUGAACAAUAACAUAUCGAUGCUAACAGAGGAGUGGAGACGGCCAACAGGAAAGCGAAGUAAAGACCCGUCUAUUUUACGGUACAUGUUCUGUUCGAUGACACAGCGCGCUCUGAUAGCACCGGCAGUUUGGAUAUCUGUAACGCUUAUGGACGGUAAGAGCUUUCUGUGCGCAUACAGCGCCAGGCUGGAUUUAAGAGAGUUUCUCAACGAAAGCCACCAAACACUCCCCGAUAAAGACCUGGUCAAACUAAUGGCGAAAAUUCCGUGUAAAGAUGUGUUCAAUGGGCACGAGAUCAUCUCUAGGGAAGCGGUGUCUCGGUACAUUCGGUUUAUAUCUCAGGCCUGCGGCUGGUUAUUCUUAUUGCUGAUGACUUCAGUGGCUUUCAUGGUGAGAGCCAUCAGACCAUGUUUUACCCAAGCGGCCUUCCUCAAGACCAAAUACUGGUCCCACUACAUCGACACAGAGCGGAAAGUGUUUGAUGAGACAUGCCGAGAGCAUGCCAAGGCGUUCGCUAAGGUCUGCAUUCAGCAGUACUUUGAAAGUGUAAGCGGUGAGAUGCUGGUUUUGCACGGUCAGCGUUCUCAUAAGAAAGACAAAGACAACGACCAGGAGCAUCAGCGCAGUGAUGAGGAGAAACUGCUGGGCAUUCGUAGGAAAGAGGACAUCAAUAAAAUCUUAUGGGACUGGCACUCAUGCAAACCUCCACUGAACCUGAAAAAACAGGGAAAUGACAGUAAUAGCACAAAUGGAUUUGCAAAUGGCUUCCACCCCCAAACAACCCCAAAGCAUCAAAGUGUGGCCUAUUACUCAAAAGUCUGA